Aphanomyces invadans is the source of this 1375-nucleotide messenger RNA. RefSeq lists its product as hypothetical. Lineage: Eukaryota; Oomycota; Saprolegniomycetes; Saprolegniales; Verrucalvaceae. The coding region runs from base 103 to 1191 and encodes 362 amino acids. The record is from RefSeq and is a predicted model, not a curated record. The transcript is spliced from 3 exons.
CGCAUCGGGGCGGGAUGCUGGGACAAGUGGUAGAGGCAGGUACGAGACCAGCAGCGACCAUACGAGUUGCCUCGCAUACUUUCGUUGGUCCCGUUGCUGUCAAUGCCGCAGCCACCGUCGUCGCGAUCGCGACGCCUCGUUGCCAAGCUAGGAUGGAUCCUUCUCGCGGUGAAUCAGCUUCACGGGACUGCCGAUGCCCUGUCGUCCCACAUCACGUGCGCGACAGUCAGCGCAUGCAUUUCCGUUGAUGGCACGAACUGCACAAAGAAUUGCCCGCCGUGCAUCACGCAAGCUCCAAGUGGAAUCUUGGCCUGUGUGUCGAGGGUUGCCGCAGAGUGCCCUGUCACGGCGUCCACGGCGUGUGAUGGUGUCGGAAUAUUUGCGCCCAACAACACUAUAGACACGUCGAUGCUUGAACCAACCAAUUCAUUGCCCACACUGCCUCCCCCGAUCGUCAACAAUGUUUCGUCCGUUUUGACCCCCGUGCCAGAAUCCUCGGCGCCGUCGACGUCGUCCAUCACGCCGUACCUCGCAAUCAGCGCUGGUGUAUCGUUUUUAGUGUUGUGCAUCAUGUUGGUUGUCCGACACAAGAGGGCGACGUCGCGGCAGUCCAUCGCAAGUCCUCUCGGUCGCACGCCGAAUGCCUCGGACAAGUUUAUGCCCCAUGCACCUUUGUCACUGGUUACGGUGCCGACGGCAGCAUCACAGAAAGGUCCGAGCCGCGCCUUUUUCGGCGACAAAACGUCCGCCGAAGGUGACCCCGACGUGCUGGGGUCGUCGGCAUCGUCGGUCACGUCGUUCCAGACGGCGUCGUCGGCGGGAUUUUCCCACAGCAUUUUCCAGCAGCAGCCCAAGCACCUGCUCAGUACUUCGUCGUCGCUGUCGAGCGUUUCCAGUGUAUUUCAUGUCGCCCCUUCGCCGCGUACCCACCCCCACGCCAAGCGCGUGACGUCGACUGUGGUGGAGCAUGAGGUCAUGAUGGACCCUUGGGACGACGACCCGAUGCAACACAAGCAGCGCCUGCGGGACGAAUCUGUUGUCAUGAUGGUCGAAGGCGACGAGGAAGACGACGUGUUCGACCAUGACGAGAACGCCAUGCGCACGACCACUGUGAUGGACAACGGACGGCUAUUCUCCGAGUGCUCGUCCCGAUUUUCCAUCCUAUCGGACUCGAACGACACCAAAAUAUAACUCGAAGUAGAACCAAAGCAACGUUAUUUACAACACUGGACUCUUGUGCCGUUCGAGCAGGUCGCGCAUAAGUUGUAUUAAGUCGAGUUGAUUCGCCUGUGCCGCGGUCGAGAGGGUGCUGACCACGCUCUCCACAGCCGUCACGUCGCCGAGCCCACUGGCCACCGAAUUUCCAUUCAUGUCC